CCUCCCCCUUCAUCCUCUGCUGGGAGCCAGUGCUGAGUGGAUGAGCAGUAGGGCAAGAUCUUCACCACAGCAAAGCAUGUGUGCUGUCUCCUCGUGUAACUUGUGUUAGAAGAUAAAUUAACUCUGUGACGGCAGGAUCUGUGUCGCCGAACACAAGUCCAGCCUCAUGUUUGACGUGAAGGAGGAAGAACAAACAAGGAGCGAUAUGGGAUUCACUCAGAGAUCACCCUGAUUUCACCGUCAUCAUCAUCAUCAUCAUCACUCACAUUCAGGCUGAUGGACACUCAGGAUCAGACGGGGACAGGACUGCUGUCCAGGCUGUCCAACAUGAUGCAUUUUGGGAGGAGCAGCGUUGGCCCUGCAGAGUCCAGCGUCAGCAGCCAGAGAACAGAGAACACGAGGAGCAGGAGCAGCGAUUGUCGCUGCGCCCUGGCUGCACAAAACAUGAACAACUCCAACAACAAUGAUGGUAAAAAAGAUGAGAAGAAAGACGAAAAGAAAGAUGAAAAGAAAGACGAGAAGAAAGACGAAAAGAAAGAUCAAAAGAAAGACGAUAAGAAAGAUGCCAAGAAAGACGACAAAAAGGAUGAUAAAAAGGAAGAACCAAAGGAGGUGUGGAUCAUGGACCCCGCCACAGAUAUGUACUAUUACUGGCUGUGCACAAUAUCUAUUCCAGUGUUCUACAACCUGAUGCUCCUGGUGGCCAGGGCUUGUUUCAACGAACUGCAGUAUGCAAAUUCAACCACAUGGAUGGUUGCGGACUACAUUUCAGAUGUCAUCUACUACAUUGACACCUUUGUGAGAGCCAGGACAGGUUUUCUGGAGCAAGGUCUUCUUGUAAAGGAUGAGAAGAUCCUGAAAGAAAAGUACAUGAAGACGCGCCAGUUCAAAUUAGACAUCAUAUCAAUCAUUCCCACAGAUAUUGUUUUCCUCAAAAUUGGAGUUGACAACCCAGAGUGGAGGUUCAACCGUCUCUUUAGGUUAGCGCGACUCUUUGAGUUCUUUGACCGGACUGAAACUCGAACCAAUUUCCCCAACAUCUUUCGAAUUGCUAACCUUGUACUUUACAUCAUUAUCAUUAUCCACUGGAAUGGUUGCCUCUACUUUGCCAUCUCCAAGGUACUUGGCUUUGGCUCAGACACCUGGGUUUAUCCAGCCACCACUAAUCCUGAAUUUGCUCGCCUGGCGAGACAGUACAUCUACUGCUUUUAUUGGUCCACUCUUACCCUGACCACUAUUGGAGAGACACCACCCCCAGUCCGAGAUGUUGAAUACUUUUUUGUGGUAGCUGACUUCCUCACUGGGGUUCUGAUCUUUGCUACAAUUGUAGGCAAUGUUGGUGCCAUGAUUUCCAACAUGAAUGCUGCACGUGUAGAGUUCCAGGCUAAGAUUGACUCUAUCAAGCAAUACAUGCAAUUUCGAAAGGUCACCAAAGACCUGGAGGCCAGGGUGGUGAAGUGGUUUGACUACCUUUGGACGGAGGAGAAAACCUGUGAUGAGAAGCUGGUGCUGAAGAACCUGCCGGACAAACUAAAAGCUGAGAUAGCCAUCAACGUCCAUCUGGAGACUCUACGCAAAGUGCGCAUCUUUCAAGACUGUGAAGCAGGUUUGCUUGUUGAGUUGGUCCUUAAACUUCAGCCACAAGUUUUCAGUCCUGGUGACUACAUCUGUAAGAAGGGGGACAUUGGCAGAGAAAUGUAUAUCAUCAAAGAAGGAAAGCUGGCUGUGGUAGCAGAUGAUGGGGUGACCCAGUUUGUGGUCCUCAGUGAUGGGGCAUACUUUGGAGAAAUCAGCAUCCUUGGUAUCAAGGGGAGUAAGGCAGGAAACCGAAGAACAGCCAACAUUCGAAGUGUGGGCUAUUCUGAUCUGUUUGCCCUGUCCAAAGACGAUCUGAUGGAGGCACUCAUUGAGUAUCCUGAUGCUAAAACCUUGCUGGAGGAGAAGGGAAAGUCCAUUCUGAUGAAAGAUAAUCUCAUAGAUGAGUCGCUGGUCGCUGCUGUUGAUGUCAAAGACUUGGAGGAAAAGGUCAACAAAAUUGAGGGGAAUAUCGAGGUCAUGACAGUCAAAUUUCGAAAGCUAGCAGACCAGUACGAAUCUUCCCAGCGUAAACUAAAGCAACGGCUCACUAAUAUGUCAAACCAGGUCCGAACCCUCAGAAUAGACGAGUAGAUCUUGGCUUGGCGCUGCUACUGCUGGUCUUAAGGACUUUUCCACUUCAGGGCAUUCUUUCUGAGGUCAUUCCAUGGUGCUGUUGGACUCGUCACCAAAUAGCACAUGACCAGCACUUGGACAGUGGCUGUCUCCAUUCAUUAAUCCUAUAUAUGGUCAAAUAGAAAGGUUGCCUUGAAGGUUGACCACUCUCAUACACACAGAUAUUCAGAGGGCUGGGUAAUUCCAUACUUCAUAAGUACCAACUGAUAAGCUCAGUCCCUAGGGACUUGGGUUGGGAACCAGAGGGUCGCUUCAAGUCCCCGUCUGGACUUAAUAUGGAGUGUGAACUUGGCACUCCCGGGCACUACCGAGGUGAUCUUGAGCAACGCACUGAAACCCCAACUGCUUGGGGCGCCUGUCCAUAGCCAGACCCUCACUCUGACAUCUCUCCACUUAAUGCAUGUAUAGUUCCUGUUUGUGUGUGUAUUCCAAGCCUGUGUGUACAUGACAACAGCAUGACAAAAUUGAAUUUCCCCUCAGGGAUUGAUAAAGUAUCUUCUUCUUUGUGUCCCUACUGAGUAUCAUAAAACUGUUACUUCAAUAGAUUAUAGGAUACUUAGUAAGAUUUUCGUGAACAUUAAACAGGCACUUUCUGAUCAUUUAGAUCAUUUUGUACUGACAUAUACAGUAAAGUUUCAUUGCAGCCGUUUAUGUGAUGCAGUUGAGAUAUUUGGCUUAUUGUGUUGAAUUUUUAAAAUGUUUCUUUGCCAGUUUGGUCCAAGAACAAAGAUUUGUGUCAUAUUUGUACCUGUCUGGAAGUAAUCUAUAUGACGCCCAACUCUAGCAAUGCAUUUUUGUGAGUAAUUACAAAGGCAUCUUUCAAUGCUACAUGUUUACUGAAAAUAAAAAUUGUAAUUCACACACCUGCCCAAAUUUCUGUGAUUAAAAACAAAUCACAACCCUUUUUCAAUUUUAUUUGUGGUAUUUGUAGCAUGAUAUUGAAAACAACAUUGUUACCAGAAGUACUGUUUCCAGGGUCUGUUAUUUAAGCACUGAUUGAAAUAAACUGAUUUGAAGUCAGUCUGUGUCUGUUUCCAUCUGCAGCACAAAGACAUUAGCAGUCAAUUUGGAAAGUAACAUGUAAGCAAACAUUACAGUAUCAUUAAUAUAGAAGAAGGUACGUCAAAUGUUGGACUGAUGAAAUUUGGUACAAAUAUCUAAUUCCCUGUUAGGAUUAAUUGUAAUAACUCAAAUGAUCCCUGCUUACCAUCUAGUGACAUCAUCAUGUCAAAAUCUAAAUUUGGUUUACGUCCUAAUACUUGCAAAACUACUAACAUGCAUGUUUAGCGCUAAUAAGCAAAUAUUAGCAUGCUAACAUGGCGAACACUUCCUGCUACAUACAAGCCGCAACUGCCGGGGCUAAAGAAUGAAGCCAACGCAGAAGUGCCAAAAACUGCAGUUCCUCUAAUGGCCACUUGAGGCUGGCUCCAAAAGUGAGUCAGUCCCCUCAUGUUAAAAUGCCAAACUUUACAGCAGAAAUAAACGUGUUUACAACCUUGUACAAAAACGGUUUUAGUCUCCAUAGCUAAUUUUCCCGUUCAUAACAGCUGUACAGAGGGUACAUUUUUAUUCAACUCACCCAUUUCAAUUUUGUUAAGGCUUAAAGUUAAUGAUAAUUAAGGGCAUGGCCUCUUUGAGUGACAAGCUGUCUGUGCGGUGUUUCCAGUGUUUGAGUUGGAUCCACGCCUUGCUCUUUCACAGCUCCACCCUCUCGUCCAAAUAUGGUCAAACUCGAGGCUUUGAAAUGGCAGUCCAUAAACCAGUGGGUGACAUCACGGGGCCUACAUCUGUUCUUUAUAUUCAGUCUAUGGCUACAUAACCAGUGGUGUAGUAGGAAGUAGUAGCUGCCCAUUGUUUAGCCUCACAGAACAGCUCGCUUAGCUUUCGAUGCUAAGCCUCGUCAAAGUCAUUAACAAAUAUAUGUAGUCCGAAAAGGUUAGCUUCUUAGCGUGACAUAUGUUUAAUGGUCCUGAUGUAAAUAUUUUAUGGAUUCAGCAUUAAAGGUUCAUGACAAAGUAGUGUGACAGAGUUAUUUUGUGGCUAUGCUCCACUGGCAGGGAUCAACAAGAAAUCCCUGAACAUGGGUAAGACUCAUUGUCGUGAAACCAAAGGACCUGCAGACUCGAAUCAGGAUUAUAAGGCAACACAAGUUGGAAAAAAGCUGUCAUCUUUAUUUAGCAUGUUUUCACAACACUGAAUACUUGUAGCCUUUCAUCAGUUUGUAUCUUUUAGAAUGUUACCGUCAAGUCAAACCAAUCGAUUAAAACCGCUUCCCUUUCCAAAAUCAGGUUUCACCCUUUUACCUUCACCAGGCUCUAGAGCCCUUUCACAUGUCCACGUGAGCAGCAUCUUCAGCAUUCAAAACGGAGGUACAGAGUAAUGGUAAACAGCAGAAACCAGACCUGGGCUCAAUAACAGUUGCAAGUAAUCCUUAACCUUUGUUUGAACCUACAGAGUUCCACAUGAUUGAGGUUACUACAAUGUUUAGUUGUUAUUUCCACAAACUCUCCAACACAGUCCACUGUUAGUCCACAUUUCCAGGCACUCCUUGUACUGUCCAAAGUGACUCCAAUGAAAGCUAGAAACAAGCCAUGAAAAGUAUUCUCCAACAUCAUUUAGCCCAGGUCCAGCUGAAACCAUGACGAUGAGAAAGUAAAAGAACAGAAAGAAUGGCUCAGGGUUGUUGUGUGCUGCUGUGGUCUGAGCGCUGUGGUUCAGUGGCAUGUUGUGGGCACCAUCGCGCUCACAGGCUGAGCAGCACUUUAAAAAAAAAAAAAGAGACAGUCCUCUUGCAGACACAUCACUAGGACAGCAGGAACCUCAUGGUUAGAGUGAGAAGUCAUUGAUUCAAUCUCCAAAGACCAAAAA
Molecule: messenger RNA, 5079 nt
Organism: Epinephelus moara (kelp grouper)
Lineage: Eukaryota; Metazoa; Chordata; Actinopteri; Perciformes; Serranidae
Product: cyclic nucleotide-gated channel cone photoreceptor subunit alpha-like
Exons: 8
Coding region: 277-2169 (630 amino acids)
Biological process (GO): monoatomic cation transmembrane transport
Cellular component (GO): intracellular cyclic nucleotide activated cation channel complex; plasma membrane
Molecular function (GO): intracellularly cAMP-activated cation channel activity; cGMP binding; intracellularly cGMP-activated cation channel activity
Source: RefSeq, a predicted model, not a curated record